CCCAUCCCUUCACCAUGAUCCAAUAAUAUUGUAUAACCCUCUCUCCUACAUCAGGCCGGUCACUGUUCCAUGACCCCCUUAAAAAUGCCAGAUUGCAUGUUUACCAAAAGCUCAGAAAGCAAACAUAUUGCUUCAUGCAAGAGUGUGCCUCGGCUCAGCUAUAUACACCAAAACAAAAACAGUUUUGAGGAGAAAAUCUCCUUUAUUUGCAUUUCGCACGGCCUGUGGUACCUACAGGAUCAUUUGCACAAUCCUGUCAGUAUUGUGAGAAAAGUUACUAGUGAAGGUGUGCAUGCCAAAUCAUCAUCGCUGUCGUCUCUUCCUGUUAUAAUAUUCUGUUCAUCGUCAAAUCUCGAGAUCGGUUUGACGUCAUUUAUUGAUAGCUCGACAUCAUCAUGGGGCAUCUCAGAUCAGUCAUCUCUCUGUUGAUUCUUUCGUGUAUGAUAGCACCGUCUCUACAAUGCAUUCAUCUCUUUAAACCACAAGUUACGGUUACUCCAUGCAGCAGUGAACCAUGUCUGAACGGUGCAGAAUGUUUUGAUGAUGAGGUGGAUCACUACGCAUGUGUUUGUCCCACCGGAUUCACAGGAACUAACUGCGAGAUUGAAAACUCGUGUUCCUCAAACCCGUGUCUGAAUGGCGCAUGUUCACCUCUAGAGGAAGGUUUUACGUGCCAGUGUGAGCCCGGAUACAGAGGCGUCAACUGCCAAAUCGCUGAUCCUUGCUUUUCGAACCCAUGUCUGAAUGACGGAGAGUGUGCCGCGGAUAAUGACGGGGGAGCCUAUACCUGUUAUUGUGAGGAUGCUUUCACAGGCGUGAACUGCGAAACUCCUAUUGUGUGCCCUAACAAUAUGGUCUUUAACCAAUGCGCUUUGUUCUGCGGCCCAGCUCGUUGCGGAGUCGUGACCGAAGAGUGCAUCGCUAUAUGUGAUCCCAAAUGUGACUGCCCUCAUACCACGAUGCUAUGCCCUGAACAGAUGCUACCUCUGGAUACAUGUGUGUCUAACUGCACCGAAUGUUACGAUCAGCCAUGAGAAUAUCAUGUUAUCCCGAUCUACCAAAUAAUUAAUAAAUUAUGUUAAUUCAUGAAAGUAUUGUAGAAUGACAUGAAGCAGAACUUGUAUAUUUAGAAGAGGCUUAUAGUUAUGUAGGUCUUAAUUGAUUAUCGAUGAUCAUACUACAAACGUACAACGAAAUUGGAAAUAAGAUUUAAGUAAUGUUUUUUUUUACUAUCCAAUAACAUUUAUAGUGCAAGGAAAUGACGUGAUAAAACCCACAAUUUCAAAAAAUUAUGGGACGUCAUGACUUGUGAUAAUAAUUUAGCCAACUUUGGAAACACGCUUAUAACUACCUCAUUUUAUAUCAUGAUCGAGUUAAUCGAUGGGUCUACCAUUUCAUUAUCUAUUAAGGACCUUUCGUAAUAUUCUUUAUGCACUGUAUCUUACAUUCAUGAAUUUGACCGAAUAUUCUUAUGCACAACUAACCAAUAUGUUUUCUCUAAUUUUCAAGAAAGAUCAGUUUAGACAAUAUGCCAACUAAUUAGGCACCAAUCUGUAAGCAGUGAAGUUGGUCGGGAAUGUAAGAAAAUAAAGAGAUAACUUAUUUUAAAAAAAACUUUCUGCGUAUUCGUAAUAUCCUUAGACGAUAUAUCUUACAGCUAAUUUCGUCCUAUAUAGGGCGGACAUAAUGGUAAUACAACUAACCUAAAAAUCAUCCAAGGUUGAUAAUCAAAGAGUCCAGAUGACCCUUUUUAUGAUUGUAUUAUAUAUCUCUUUGUAUCGAUAUUGGCAAGCAUACAUCCGAAAUAUAUAUCUGGAAUUGAA
Strongylocentrotus purpuratus (purple sea urchin) is the source of this 1823-nucleotide messenger RNA. RefSeq names its product fibropellin-3. Bases 396 to 1034 code for a protein of 212 amino acids. NCBI's taxonomy places the organism in Eukaryota, Metazoa, Echinodermata, Echinoidea, Camarodonta, Strongylocentrotidae. Gene Ontology annotation, molecular function: calcium ion binding. Gene Ontology annotation, cellular component: plasma membrane; protein-containing complex. The record is from RefSeq and is a predicted model, not a curated record. Gene Ontology annotation, biological process: establishment or maintenance of epithelial cell apical/basal polarity; heterophilic cell-cell adhesion. The transcript has 5 exons.